CCUACAGGGAAGCAAAGACGGAGAAGAUGUCACGAAAAUAUUAUCUUUGGUCGCUCAGCCUCGUUCUGUUUUUCAAUCUCACUGGCAAAUUCCCUGUGGUUGGCAAUCGGCAAUAUGGUCCCAAGGAGACAAAAUUGGAGUCGCGAUUACAGGGAUACAAACUGACUGGUUAUCGUCAUGGUGAGUGUUUGCUAGACUACAAAACAAACUUUAUUCACUAACAGAACUACUAAUACUGGCAGAUAAAAUAUAAAACAUAUUAAAUUUGCAGAGAGACCAGAUUAACAAUUAGAAUUAUACUAGCUAUGAUUGAUCAAAAUUUGUUAGGGCAUCCAUCGAAUCAAUACUUGGGUACCAAUGUUCCAACGGCUUUCAUUACAAUAACAUACAUAUACAAAGCAACGAGUAAUUCAUUUGGUUAACGAUAAAAUCUGCCCUAAGAUCAGUAACCUUGUCUUUAUACUAUACCGCAUUAAAUAGUGCUGUUCGUUUUCCACUUCGUUUAAAUCGCAAUGUUGACAAAUUCUUUUAUCGAAUAUGGAUAAAAGAAAUUCAAUUUACGGAAGUGAAGACUCGACACAAGCUGCCGAGCGUGACGUGCCCGUAUUAUGCAAGUAUCUGUAAAAUAGGACAAAUUUUCACGUUCCAAGCGAAGUUACGAGGUCGCGAAGUUAGCUAGUUUCAACUUGGAUGCAAGGGAUAUUCUUCUGAAAGCUUGUAUACAAACAUCGAUCUUUGCUCUUUUUUUUUCAUGGUAAUUGUACACAAACCCAGCAGAUUUUCAAUGUAUACCUUAUAGGACACGAAAUUUCACCCUAAAGGUUUAUGGUUGCAUUGUAAAGAUGACUUAAAAUGACUUAAUAAUUUCUUUUAUAGAAUUUUGGUAACUUGCUCCCUUUUCAAGAUAUUCAACUUUGUUUCAUAUGCAAAUAUCACCGGUGUGACAUCACAUCGCAUAAUGAGUUUUCAGAAAAGUAUAGUUUUCUUGACGAAUACGUAUCUAAAAAACUUAAAAAUUGCCCUUCUAUAUGUAUUAAUGUCAUAACUGGUAAUUAACCCUCUGUAUUUGUUUGUAAAAAUAUUUUAUCAAGGUAAAAUAUUGCGUUUUCAAAAUGUCAUUAUGCGAUGUGAUGUCACCCCGGUGAUAUUUGCAUAUGAAACAAAGUUGAAUAUCUUGCAAAGGAAGCAAGUUACCAAAAUUCUAUAAAAGAAAUUAUUAAGUCAUUUUAAGUGAUCUUUACAAUGCAAUCAUAAACAUAUGGGGUGAAAUUUCGUGUCAUAGGCACUUUAAAUCACUGGUCAAAAUUGACCAAAGUUCUUUUAUUAACCUCCUAAAACUGCCUAAACGCAUAAUAAUUAAAUCGGCAACAGGAAAAUAUAUAUAUAUAUAUAUAUAUAUAUAUAUAUAUAUAUAUAUAUAUAUAUAUAUAUAUAUAUAUAUAUAUAUAUAUCAUUGCGGUUGCAGACUUACCCAUGAGCCAUUGCUAGAUAGCACCAGGAUGCCGAUAAUACAAAACGCCAGAAAUCUUGUACUUCCCAUGUUCCUCUCACUUUUGGCAAAGAAAUAAGCAAUCUAGCCAACUGCCUCUGUUUUUCAAUUACUCUGAAAUUAAAUUUUUAAUAACCAAUUUGCCAAAUUAUUAUCGGAUUUUCUUAAUGAUAAUCUUAAAGCCUUUUAAAAUUACUAUAUUUUAUUUUUCUCGAUUUCUUCCUAUUAUUAUUCGUUAUUAUUCGCAUAACGUCAAAUAAUUUAUUGACUGGUGUGUCGUACUUGGUAACAGAAUAAUUUUUUAAUUAUACACUCUAAAAACAAACAAAUUAAUAUCAGCACAAUUUGGAAAAGUAAUUUGAUUUAAGGUUACAGGACACCCUUUUUGGCGUUUUGCGAAAAAUCGCUACUGCGCGCUCAAUAUCAAUCCGAUUUUCAUCAAAUUUUCAGCAAAUGUUCUCCAGUGCAUGCAAAAUAUGAUAAAGUUGUAAAAUUAACAAACAAUAAAAUAAUGUAAGAAUUAUUCAGGAAAAUCUUAAAUCGCGGUACCGUUACGCUUUUGAGUUGUGCUCCUGCUGGUUUAAGUUAUAUUUAUGAAAAUAUCAUUUUUAUAUACAGUAAAAUAGUUGUUCUAAAAAAUUGUGUUCGGAAAUUUUUGUUUAUUUCGUCAUUCCGCUGAUAUGGCGAUUUCUUUGACGACUGCAAUAUAUUUCUGAACUGUUUGAGUCAAUUGCUCUUUAUUUUUAAAAUAUCCAAAAUUAAAAAAAAGCCGAACACAAUUUUAAAACUGACGUCUUUAGCUAUGUCCUGUGAAAAUUCGAGAAAAAUUGGUUAAAACCCGCAGAAGCACAACUCGUUUGAAAAUCAGUAAUUACCAUAAAAUUUUUCGGGAGAAAAUUUAAUUUGAAUAUUACAUUUUCAAUGUUUUUUCUUAUUGCAGCGAAAUGUAUUUUAUUAAAUAACUCUGUGAGUUUUCAACAUUUUUCGUUCAAACUUGGUCAGAUAGUAGAACUAGUCUAAUGCUUUCAUGGAAACCAAUAAAAAAAUUUUAGGCAAAAUUAACACUCAAAGGUGUUCUGUAACCUUAAAUCGUAGGUACCUCGGAUCCCCUAUCAAUCGGGCAAUAUUGAGCCUUUUGGGAAAUCCGCUCACCAAUGACUAAGAACUCAAAUAUCAAAGACGGCAUAAAAUCAUGUCGUAGGUGACACGCUGACACUCCAUUUUGCAAUAUAUAAGUUUACGCAAUAUAUUCUACAGUAGUACAUCUGGGUAUACAACUCAAAAUGUGCGAUGCUCGACGGCUGUCAGAUUCGCACAGCACACGGGCCAAAAUCUUCACACGAUCUUUGCGUGACUAACACGACAAUUGAUAUCAAUAAUAUUGACCUUCACACGAUCUUCGCGUGACUGAUGUGACAAUUAAGAAUUUUAACACCACUCUAUAUCUCGUAUAAUAUUGAACACUUUCCGACGCCCAAAUAUAAUUUUGUGCGUCGAAUCAUACUUCAUUGUUACUGAGAUACACAUGUCAGUGAAUUGUAGGUUGCUUGUGUGAUGUUACUCUGAGUGUAUAUCCACACCGGGCAGGCUUGAAAAAUAUGCCUGGCCACGGUGGGAUUCGAACCUACGACCUUUGGAAUACUAGCCCAAUGCUCUGCCAACUGAGCUACGCGGUCAGGUCGGUUCGAGUAUGCGAUAUUCUAAAUUGAUUGUGUAUAAUUCUUUGCUUGAAAAUUCCCGAUCAUCAAAUAUCGCAUAUAAUAUACGUAAGUAGUUUUAUGUGCCUGUUGAUUCACUUUGGAUUAUAGAAAAACUCGUGUAUAUGUAAGUGCAGCUUUUUUGCUACAAAAUUAUCCUUCAAGGCUUCAAAAAAACGGCAGUUAAUUUUUGGCUAUAUGUAAAACACAAACGACGAUUGAACACUUGAAUACUUUGAUAAAAACUACAUAGUCAUUCGUCAUAGUACUGUUUGGGACUAUUUUAAAAUAUUUGAUACGUUUCUCUGGCAAGCGACAAACAAACUUAAAAAAAAGUAUGUCUAGUGCUUUAUCUGUAAAAUUAUGCUAAAAUGAAGAGAUUUUAGAUGAUACGCCAAAGAGAAAAUUAUGUUUGAAGUUCAGUAAGUUUUGCUUAUAUUGCUGUAUAAAUAUAUAUGGCGUCAAUUUUACAGCAUCAAUGAUAAUUGUAUUUAAAUUGACAUAUUUAACCAUUAUUUUGUGUUUCUCAACCGCCAGAUACAUUUAAAAAGGUUGCUAACUGAGUGUGUAAACUACAAAAUAAAGCUGAAACAAAGUAACUUUGAGAGGAACGCCAAAACGAACCUGACAUUGAAAAAAAUUGCCUCUUCAUUCAAUAUAGUUGCCUAUAAUUUAAGAGCAUCGUUGAACAUGUAGCCCUUGUCUUACAAAAACACGCAACGCGCAGGCUUCGUGACAGUUUUUUCGUACCUCCAUAUGCGAUUGGAUUUAACUAAUACAUGCGCUUGCAAAAACUCGCGUCGUCUUAUAAUUAAUCAUAUGAAGCAUAGUUUUAAAAAUGAAGACGUGUUCCUCAGUCCAAAUGCAAAAUUUGCCUCGAGCAUUUGAAAGAGGCCCGUCCAUCUAUUUUGUAAAAUUUGCGAUCCAGUUUACCCAGAUCUUCAGAGAGCAAGCCGGAUCAUAUAUAAUGCUGGUGAUGUUACUCUGAGUGUAGUGUAUAUCCACACCGGGCAAGCUUGAAAAAUAUGCCUGGCCGCGGUGGGAAUCGAACCUACGACCUUUGGAAUACUAGCCCAUCACAAGCAUCAUAUUCACCUGAGAACUACAUUCCACCAAUUAACGCAGAAACAAUUCAUAGCUCAUAUAUAGUUCCAAACGCACGUCAACAAUUAUAUUUUUCGUACGCCCUCUACCGGAAUUUCUAGAAAUUCUUACCUUUUUUCCCUUGUUCUAACCAAAGCAGUUUAGUUCUCUUGGCGAAUUCAAAGUUGUCUUUUCUUUGCGGAAAAAUUUUCAGACCUCACUUUUGGAGAGCCUGUGCAUAUUUAAUGUUUAUCUGUAUAGACACACUCUCAUCUACUCGAGAUUUUCUCAGCAAUUUGCUAUUUUCUGGUCGCUUCUGAGAUGAAUAUUCACCGCAUCAAACACCUACUCAAGCGCGCAGAUGUUUCAAGCCCGAUAUCGCGGUGAAAAUAAUGACAUUUUCAGUCGCCACUUCGCACAGAUGCAUGAUCUGACGCCGUAAUUGCAUUCAUACAUGUAUCAGUAUACAUCUACAUGCAUUAAAACUAUAUACGCAUCGAGAAAUCUAUAGUCUCAAGAUGCGCUAAAGUAAAAUAGGAUAAUCCAUUUUUUACACAAUGUAAAACAAUGAAGAAAUAACCACACAGAUGCCGCCCCCAAAACAGUGAUGUACAUUACCCUCCUAACGGGCGGCGUUCAACCUUUCCUUCGAUGGGACGUGGGGGGGGGGGGGGUGAGGUAUAAUUUUGCCGAGUCAUUAUAGCUUGGUCUGAUUAGCAUAUGACACGCGCACAUUUACUAAACUUUGUCCAUACGCGGAUUACGCAAAGUCGCCACUUCCUCAAUAAAAUCUGUCAGAUCUGUCGACUAUACUCGAUUGUUUUUAGCCACACAAAGUUCUAAGGGGGUUCCUGGGAAAAUUUUGAAAUCUAGAGUCUCUGAAAUGGCAUUCUUCCGGUCCGUGGAAGAUUUCAAAUGACUACUUCCACGAUCGAAGCUAAUCCUAAGUCCUAACCACCCACAGUAACUGUUUCUGGCCAUGAUCGCUGUCAAAAGGCUGUUGGGGGUUGUUUUGUAGGCAGUAUGUUUAAAUUACCCGCUACGACUCGAUAGAGCACAAUUUCAAGAUAUCUAUUCUGAGCAGACUUCUUUUUUUUACGUUUGGUUUAAAUUCAGAUAAUUCAAUUCGAUGAUACUUCGAUCCAUAUCCAAACAGCUCAAGUAUUGCCAAAUGAAUGCAACAAUUUGCCAACUCGUGCAUGAGUGGGGUGGGAUGUUCCACCUCCCCUACACCGCCCUCUAGCGCCACCCCUGAUAAUAGAUGGAUGUUUUGUAGGUGCACUUUUAUAUACAUUUACCGUUACAACUAUAUGGCAUAGCCACAACUUUUAAAAUGUUAUUAGCGGUUGAGCUUUUAAGGGCAAAACUAAUUUUGUAAAAAGUAUUCAUCAACCUAACACGUUUCUACCCUUUUAGAUUAUUCAAAAUUCAAAUAGUAUUUUCCACUCAAUUGUUUGCGAUGUCUUAAAUCUUGUAAAAAAUAAUAUAUAUUAAUGAAAUAAUUGUACUCCUGCAAUCGGAAUUCAGCAAAUUUCUCGUGUAAAUAAUACAAUUAAAUUGUGCGAAUUCUGUAAUUACGAUAAGGUACGUAACACGUGCAGAUUAUCUAUUGUUGUGGCUUGCGCUAAAUUAUAAAAACAUAAUUGCAAUAUAAUCAUUUACAUGCAAAACAUAUCUGCACUGAUACCCAUUGAGCUGCUUUUAUUUUGAAUUAAUGUGGCUAGCCGCUAUCUGCGCACGUAAAAACACGCAAGCUGUGAUGAGGAUGUGUUCAAACUGCUUGUUCCCAGUUGUUGUGACAAGUCUGGAACAAGUUGUUAUCACCUUGUUCAACAAGAUUGAUGACUGUAACACACUUGCUACAAGUUGUUCCAACAAGACUGAUACAGGCUGUUCGUAACAAGUUGCUACGAGCUUGUUGUCGUCAACUUGUUACGUGCAGACGAUAUCAGACUUGUUGGAACAACUUGUUGCGUGCAGAUAUCAGACUUUUUGGACUGGCAACUUGCUGCGAGUCUGUCGGCCUCAUCAACCUUGUUACAAGAUGAUAACAACUUGUUCCAGACUUUUUAUUAUUAUUAUUAUUAUUAUUAUUAUUAUUGAUCUUUAAACACGGUAACCUUUCACAUAGGUGAUUUUCAAAGGGCCGUGCGGAAAAUAAAUGCAUUAUAAAAGAAGGAACUAAUAAACUAAAUUAUACUUAUUUACAAAAUAUACUUAUUUACUUAUUUACAAGAUGUAAUUAUUUAAUAGACUUGUCAACAACUGGGAACAAGCAGUGCGAACACAUCUUUCUGACAAGCUGUAAGAUUGAAAUAGAUGAUCCAUACUGGACCUCUAGGAAGAACAGUUCAGAACUGCAUGAUAGAGCUAUCCAGUAUAAAUAAAGUUAGUUUAGUUUAGGUUUCCUCCUGUAGUAACACUGGAUCAAUAAGAGAUGAUCCUUACUGGACCUCUAGGAAGAACAGUUUAGAACUGCAUGAUUGAGCUAUCCAGUAUAAAUAAAGUUAGUUUAGUUUAGGUUUCCUCCUGUAGUAACACUGGAUCAAUAAGAGAUGAUCCUCACUGGACCUCUAGGAAGAACAGUUUAGAACUGCAUGAUAGAGCUAUCCAGUAUAAAUAAAGUUAGUUUAGUUUAGGUUUACUCCUGUAGUAACACUGGAUCAAUAAGAGAUGAUCCUUACUGGACCUCUAGGAAGAACAGUUUAGAACUGCAUGAUAGAGCUAUCCAGUAUAAAUAAAGUUAGUUUAGUGUAGGUUUCCUCCUGUAGUAACACUGGAUCAAUAAGAGAUGAUCCCUACUGGACCUCUAUAGGAAGAACAGUUUAGAACUGCAUGAUAGAGCUAUCCAGUAUAAAUAAAGUUAUAUUAGUUUAGUUUAGGUUUCCUCCUGUAGUAACACUGGAUCAAUAAGAGAUGAUCCUUACUGGGCCUCUAGGAAGAACAGUUUAGAACUGAUAGAGCUAUCCAGUAUAAAUAAAGUUAGUUUAGUUUAGGUUUCCUCCUGUAGCAACACUGAAUCAAUAAGAGAUGACCCUUACUGGACCUCUAUAGGAAGAACAGUUUAGAACUGACAAAGCUAUUCAGUAUAAAUAAAGUUCGUUUAGUUUAGACUGUUCGUAACAAGUUGCUACGAGCUUGUUGUCAUCAACUUAUUAACAACUUGUUACGUGCAGACGGUAUCAGACUUGUUGCGAGUCUGUUGGCCUCAUCAACCUUGUUGCAAGAUGAUAACAACUUGUUCCAGACUUGUCACAUCUCUGAGAAUGAUUUUGAAAUAGAAUUACAGUGCGUAUCAAGUUCAAUCAAUAGUUUUCACUAAGACCAAAACAUUUGUUUGUGAUUUAGAUUUUCCACUUGAUGGUUUCAACGAUGAAGGAAAGUUCAUGAAAAGACAUCUCUUGGAAACGAAGAGCAAUGGUUCAAAAAACGGUUUGAAACUUUUAAUUGAUACUUAUGAUUAAUAAUGACGCCAUACAUGAAGUUAAUCAAUUACACAGGUAAAAACGCACAAGUUGUAACAAAACUGCAGCAGACUUGUAGGAAUGCUGUUCCAACAACUUGUCAACAGGAUGUGUUCGCACUGCUUGUUCCCAGCUUGUUGACAAUUUGCUACAAGGUUGUUGAGCUCAAUAGACGUGUUACAAGUUGUUCCAACAACUUGUUAUUGUCCUGUACCUCAACAAUUUGUCAACAAGUUGCGAGUGACAACCUUGUUGCAACUUGAUAGAAUAACAGCAUUGUUGCAAAGUUCUUGUUGACAAGCUUGCUACAAGCCUGUUGCGAACAUAUCUUGUUGACAAGUUGUGAGUGACAACCUUGUAGCAACUUGAUAGAAUAACAGCAUUGUUACAACUUGUUGCCAAGCUUGCUACAAGCCUGUUGCGAACACAUCUUGUUGACAAGUUGUUAGAUUUUUACAUGCGUAUUAAAGAUAUCUUCGCUUUUAACUUGUAGGUUCAAACUCAAACCCACCACCGGUUAAUCUUAGCCGUGGCGAGAAAUUAUCUUUCACUUUGGGAUACAGCGUAAUCUUGUUGGUUGGUUUAUCUGGCAAUUUUCUCAUCUUGAUUGUGAUAGCCGCAAACAAGGAGUUUCACAACAAUCUUAAUGCGUUGCUAUGCAACCUGGUCGUGGCUGACGUAUUGCGCAUGCUCACUUCCGUAUCCUUUGAGCUGUUUAUGAUAAACAAGAUUGGUAACGCAGUCUCGGCUAUCCCGGUGGAUCGAGGCGCGUCGGGUCGCAUAUUUUGCAAAUCAAUGUUCACUCUUCCACCCAUUUUUACUUUCGCUUUCGUCUUCACGUUAAUUUUCAUGACCUUGGAACGCUUCGUGGCGGUCGUGUUUCCUUUCAAAUCGGUCGUGUUUAAAAACAAAAGCAAAUGGAUCAUCGCUGGUGUAUGGUUUGCAUCGAUAGCCUUAGAGAUACCUGGUUUAUAUGCUUUCGAUUCGAUAAAAGCGGGCGGGGACCAUAUAUGUGCCAUCGAUUUCAGCCCGCAUUGUGAUGGAAAUAUCAUCGAAGACACCAAAUGCAAUUCGAAAACUUUAAAGGAUUUCCUAAGCGUCUCUGUCUAUAUAACAUUUGUGAUUGCGUUCCUAUUCAUUCUCACUCAGCAUAUAAUUAUCGUGGUGGUGUUGUACAAGAACCGCGCGCGAUUCAAUCCGGAGUCCUCGCGCGUCUCGAGGAAUCCCAGAAACUCCACGCGUGACGUCGUGCGCAUGCUCGGCGUCGUGUCGGUCGUAUACGUGAUAACCUCGCUGCCAAGUCAAAUCUACCAAUUUGGUUAUAUCUACGAUAACACAUGGUUAAGCAAAUCGAUGCCCGUGUAUUUUAACUUUCUACUCAUUUUCAUCGAAAAUUCUCAUUCCAUACUCUACCCAUGGAUCUAUCCACUUUUUGUGAAACGAUUUCGCGCAAAAUAUGCGAAACUCGUCAGGGGAUGUGUCUUGCGCAACAAACCGCGAAGUCAGUCCGAUGUGUCUACGAAGUCUAGCCGGGCAACCACGAUUACUCACGACUGCGUCACGAACAGAUUGAUUCAUAAAAAUUCAAACGAAACCAAGUUUUAAACCGAGGGCGAACUCGUGACCAAGAGAGGUGUGUAUACACUGCAAACGAGUUGUAACAAGGUUGUUGUGAAGCCGAUAUCAGGAUGUGUUCGCACUGCUUGUUCCCAGUUGUUGCGACAAGUCUGGAACAAUUUGUUAUCACCUUGUUACAAGGUUGAUGGCGGUAAAAGAUCUGCUACAAGUUGUUCCAACAAGACAAUACAGGCUAUUUCUAACAAAUUGCUACGAGCGUGUUGUCUACGUGAAGACAAUAUCAGACUUGUUGGAACAACUUGUUGCAAGUCUGUUGGCCUCAUCACCGUUGUCACAACUGAACUUCCUGAAAAGAUAUCAAAGGACAGGGUCUAGUGUGGAUAGCAGGCUACUAUGAAUUAUUUUCAAAGAUGCAAGCGAUAUAACAAUACUGUUAUUUUAUCAAGUUGCUACAAGGUUGUCACUCACAAUGAUAACAAGUUGUUGGAACAACUUGUAACAAGUCUGUUGAGCUCAACAACUUUGUAGCAAGUUGUCAACAAGCCAUUGACAACUUGUCAACGUGCUGGGAACAAGCAGUACGAACACAUUCUGUUGACAAGUUGUUGGAACAGCAUUACUAGGGUUAGUUAGAGUUAGGGCUUCUCGUAAAUUAACUCAACUGUAAAAUAAAACUGGUAUCUCUUGCAUUUGUUUCAAAAUUAAUUUUAAAAAGUAUUUUACUUUGAAUUAUAGACGAGAACAUGAUUCACACAAAUUUUGUUAUAUUUCCUUAUUAAUUAAAAUACAAAGAAAAUCUAAUCUGCCUGUACUGUGUUGUGUGUGAUCAUAUGAGCUUCAAGGUCGCGAGGAAUUUCAAACACAACAUCGCAAACGCAACAAAUAUAUCCGAGCCCAGUUGGUACCGUUGAAUCAAGUUCCUGACAGAAACCGCAUUGAUACUUUGCAUCAUUGCUGUGCAGCCUUGCUAUAUGUUCAACUAAUUGCCUUAAGUCGCCGUAAUGACGGUAGCAUUUAUUGCAAACAUAUUUGCCAGUGUGUUCAUUCUUGACAAAAUGUCCUUGUAAUUCUUGCGGUUCGAAGAUCCCUUUGUCGCAAUCACUGCAAUAUAAAUGUGCCUUUUUGUGCCAAUCGAAAUCCUCAGCAUGAGCGAAUGUUCUCGUACAAACAUUG
Paramuricea clavata is the source of this 10484-nucleotide messenger RNA. The record is from the annotation of a GenBank genome assembly. NCBI's taxonomy places the organism in Eukaryota, Metazoa, Cnidaria, Anthozoa, Malacalcyonacea, Plexauridae.